Messenger RNA from Perca flavescens (yellow perch), 1378 nucleotides. RefSeq names its product bone morphogenetic protein 2. Gene Ontology annotation, cellular component: extracellular region. Lineage: Eukaryota; Metazoa; Chordata; Actinopteri; Perciformes; Percidae. Gene Ontology annotation, molecular function: cytokine activity; growth factor activity. The transcript has 7 exons. Bases 251 to 1288 code for a protein of 345 amino acids. The record is from RefSeq and is a predicted model, not a curated record.
CAACAUGGCAGCACAUGGUAUGGCUCAAUUGGCAGGUCACAUGAUUUAACAGUUCUCAAGCCUUGGCCAUGCCUUUUCGUCACCAGGAAGAACCUCCCAACCAGCAUGGCAGGGGCGCUCCAGUUGCUGAAAAGUCAGCCCACCUUUUUCCUGUCCUGGCAACUGAAGGACACCCGAGGGACCAGGACGUCAGCGUCACCGUAGCCGCCCGCCGCCAUCACCAUCAUCGACACUAACCUCAACAUCGUCUAUGGAAGUCGCAUGGCGAACACAGCCCAAUGAGCCAGAACCCAGAAUCCUCCCGGGGGUCACUGUCGGCAUGGAGAUCAGGAUCACAGACCGGCCACUGACACAGCCAAUUACAAACCAGGUCUUGCAGAAGGAUGGCAUUGGAGAGGAACAUCAAACAGUGGCUGAAUGGUCAGGUCACACUGGAGAGAGGUUUCACUUCUUUAACUUGUCGUCUUUUGGCCGAGAGGAGAGAAUGAUCAAAGCGGAGUUCCGUUGGUUCAGAAAGAAACAGAAGUUUUACCUCGGAAAGUCAUAUGGGCCUCAUUUCUAUAAGGUGGAUCUGUAUGAGGUGCUGGACAGCCGAGUGAAGCCAUGGAGAGGAAACCUCAUCACCUCCAGACUGGUGCCCCUUUACACACAUGGAUGGGAAGUCUUCAAUGUCACUCAAAUGGUGUCAAAGUGGAUCCGCAACAGCCAGGAGAAUAACGGCAUCCUUGUGGUGACCACAUUUCCUUCCGGAAACUGGAUGGAAUCAGUGGUGUCUUCAUCUAAGCGGCAUGGGGAGCCGACAGACACAAACGCCUACCUGGUCAUAUUCUCAGAUGACUUGAGGACAGGAGCAUCGAACCAGUCCUACCUGGGACAAGCCCAACAUGCUGCCGCAGCACCCGAGCUCCACGAUCACCGCAACAGGAGACGACGUGCGUCUCCAGGUUUCCUCCCCCACGGCCGCGCCCAGUCCUGCCAGAGGGUUCCCCUCUUCGUCGACUUUGAGGAGAUCGGCUGGUCCGGCUGGAUCAUCUCUCCCCGCGGGUACAACGCCUACCACUGCAAAGGCUCCUGCCCGUUCCCGCUAGGGGAAAGCCUCCGAGCGACCAACCACGCCACGGUGCGCUCCAUCAUGCAUGCGCUCAAGCUCUCCAGUGAUGAAGUGGGCGCGCCGUGCUGUGUUCCCGACAGACUCCAGUCCAUCAGUUUGUUAUACUUUGACGAUGAGGAGAACGUGGUUUUGAAGCAGUAUGACGACAUGGUGGCAUUAAGCUGCGGCUGUCACUGACUGCCUGUGCAUCUCCUGCACUCUUUAACACUGGGACAAUGAUGGAUGGGGGAGAUAUGAUGAUUUGCUUGACUUGAUUAAAACAGUGUA